GUAAACAGUGCGUACACUUGGAGGUGAACGUGUAUCACCCGAUCCAACAUUAAAAUGUCCAAAAAUAUGAGAAUAACGUUUAUAUUUGGAGGCUUUGUAACGGCGGUUGCUGCGGCGUUUUACCCCAUAUUCUACUACCCGCUCACACACAACGAAGAGUACAGAGACGUCCAAAAGAUUAACCGGACAGGAGUCAACCAGGCAGAUAUCCAACCCAUAGGGUUGAAGAUAUGGUCUGAUCCAUUCAAGUCUUCGGGAAAAUGACAACCAGUGACGGCUCACCCUUCACGAAUUCCUCUGACACCGAUGCUGAAGAAGACUUUGAAUGGAGAGCGCCCGUCUGAUGAGUGCUUGGUGUGUGCGUGAGUGAAUGCUGUCCAGAAUGUACUUUAGGUUAUAAGUGACUCCUUAAAUCAUGUGAAUAAACUGUUAAGCUCUUAUAUCUAAACCUUUGUGUUCAUGUUUAAUAUAUUGUGAUGGCAGACAGAACAAAAAAAUGUUUUUUACUUUCCGCCUAGGUUCUUCUAAACGUGCCGCAAGUCCUCUUUUGUCCACAAGGGGGAGCUCCAUGCCUAUCUUUCUUCCACAAAAGGAACUGAGCUAUGUAAUGUUUUGUUUGUGCAUCUUGGAUAUUUUGGAAAAACCACUCUAUUUCCAAAACUUGCUCUGGUAUGCAGCCUGUGGAAAUUCUAAUAAAACACAGUGGUUUUGUUUA
This is a messenger RNA of Pseudoliparis swirei, 715 nucleotides long. It is a transcript of the gene smim20, whose product is annotated as small integral membrane protein 20. Gene Ontology annotation, cellular component: mitochondrial inner membrane. Gene Ontology annotation, biological process: mitochondrial respiratory chain complex IV assembly. The record is from RefSeq and is a predicted model, not a curated record. NCBI's taxonomy places the organism in Eukaryota, Metazoa, Chordata, Actinopteri, Perciformes, Liparidae. The coding region runs from base 55 to 264 and encodes 69 amino acids. The transcript is spliced from 3 exons.